Molecule: messenger RNA, 1145 nt
Organism: Tilletiopsis washingtonensis
Lineage: Eukaryota; Fungi; Basidiomycota; Exobasidiomycetes; Entylomatales
Exons: 2
Coding region: 88-1107 (339 amino acids)
Source: RefSeq, a predicted model, not a curated record
ACCACGCAUCGCGCCGCCAUGGCCUUCCUCACGCCCGCCGUGCGCUGGCCCGACGCGCUGCCCGUCACGCUGCCCGACAGCGACGGCAUGCUGCGCUCGCUGCGCCCCUUCCUCGGCCCGCUCGGCGCACUGCCGGCGCCGCUGCUGCUGGCGCUCCUCUUCCUGCUGCCCGGCGCGCUGCUGCUGCUCCUGCGCCUCGGCCCCGCAGCGACGCCGCAGGCCGUGCCGGCGCCGCGCGUGCGCCGCACACCACAUCUGCUGCUCGCGGGGCCCUCGGGCGCCGGCAAGACGGCGCUGUGGCACGCCCUGGCGCACGACGGCGCCGCCGUGCCCAACUCGACGCCGUCGCAGGCGGCGUCGCGCUGCGAGGCGCGCAUCCACGGCCGCAACUCCCAGAUCGUCGAUGUGCCGGGACACGCGCGCCUGCGCCACCUGGCCGAGAAGGAGGUCGGCGAUGCCGAUGCGCUCGUCUUCUGCGUCGAUGCCGGUGCCGGCCGCCAGGGCGGCGAGGGCAUGCGCGAGGCUGCCGACCAACUUCACACGCUUCUCAGCUCGGCCAGCAAGCGGCGGAAGCCGCUGUCUCUGCUCGUCCUCUUCACGCGUGCCGACCUCUCGCCGCUUCUCGCCGCAGGCGCAUCCGACGCCAAGCGGAGGAAUGCCGCGCUGCAGCGUGCCACGACGCAGCUCGAGGCCGAGAUGACACGCCGGCGCACCGGCUUGGGCGUCAAUGCGCAGUCGGCUGCGGCAAAGGUGGGCGCGCUGCGCGCAGUCGCCGGCGGCGGCGGCGGAUUUCUUGCGCCGCUCUGGCGUGCUCUGGGUCUCGAGCGCUCGAGCGGCCCGGCGUCGCAGGAUGACGACGAGGGCGACGAGGAGGAGCGCGACUACGUGGCAUGGGCCGCGUCGGGCUCCGCAGCGGCAGCAGGCUUCAGCUUCGAGCGCCUCGAGCCGGCCGUCUGCACUGCGGGCGCCGCGCAGACGGCGCUGGCCAGCGUCGGCACGCAGCGCGGCUGGGCGCUCGACGAGGGCAUCGAGAUGACGCUCAAGGACGAGAAGCCGCUUGAGUGGGACGGCCUGCUCGAGCUGCGCGCAUGGUGCGCCGCCCUCUGACGUCUCGCAAUGCACGCGCAUGGAACAGUAAUGCUGGG